UAUCUGUCAGCUGUCGUAGGUAGGUAGGUGUAGGUAGGUUAAAUUGUGUUUUAGCGGGAAGUAAAAAGUAGUGAGAGGAAUUGUUAUUUUGUAAACAUUACAUAUUGCGCGUUGAAAAAAUUGGCGAAUCCUUUAUAAGAAUAGGUGGUAUAAGCAAAUCAUUACUUACGCCCUGCAGAAGAGUUGGUCUAUCCCGUAAUUGGAAGAAAGGUGGAGUUUCUCCUUUCAUAUCACCUCUAUCUAGCAACAAAAAAAUUGAAGACAGAAAAGGAGCAUCAGAUACACCUGAAGAUAAUUCUAAAAAUAUUCAUUGUAAUAGUUCUAUAGAUACAAGCAGCAAAACCGACACAAGUGUUACAAAGCCUCUUAGAAAACGCUCUAGAACUUUACUAACAGCUUUAAAUGAGAAUAAUGAUCAAAGCGCCACUUCAGCAGCUCCCUGCUUAGAAAAUGAGCAGCAAGUAGAAAAUAUAAUAUCCACCCCAAAAGAAAAGAGAGAAAAUGAGAAACAACAAGAGACUAAUCAAAAUGAUGUUUCUACACCAGUAUCACAUUUAUCCAAGGGUAAAAGAAAGUCAUUCAAAUACAAAACCAACCAAGAAGAUCAGCAACAGGAUGAAAAUGAAACAUUAGGAUCACCUAAUGAAUUAAAAUUUAGUAGAACUAAAAGUAUGAAUGAAACUAAGGGAAAAAUAAAAAAUAAAACUGGUAAUGACAAUAUAGAAUCUAAAUGUAAAAUGCAGGUAUCCAAUGAGAACUGUACUGAAAACCAAACAAAGAAGAUAUCCAGUCAUUUGGACAGUACACCACAAUUUGAGUUUAAUACUUGUAGUGGACAUCCCAUAACAAAUGGUAGCUGUAACAUAAACACUAGUGAUAUAAAAGAAAAAAAGAAAAUUUCAAGUCCAAAUGAUUUAUCCAAAGAAUGUAUAGUAGUUUUACAGAACAACUUAUUCAAAGGCUUACUUAAGAAUGAGACUAUUGCGCAAACUACAAAAAUAUCUAAAAAUGACAAAAAAACAUCUCAAACUUUAUUUGAUUCUGAUGACGAACCAUUAAUAAACUUGAAUAAAGAAAAGCAUUUACUUGAUAAUUAUGAUGAUGCAGACUUUAUUGAAAGGAAGCCUAAACUGCCAAAACUCUGUGAAGAAAUUAAAGAUACACAAAAUACAAGCUCUGGAUCUCAAAAAACUAAAAACAAGACUCCGAAUAUUACGUCAAAAAUAAAUUCACAAAUUAAGGAUCUAUCUGAUGAUGAUGAAGACUUUGAUUUGGGUAGUAAGAAAACAAUCAUCAUACGUAAAACAUAUGAUAAAGUUAUGAAACCAUCAAAGGCCAAAUCAACAGGCUCAAUAACCCAGAAGGAUAUUGAUGACCUUAAGUUGCGGAUAGAGUCUAAAAAGAAACAACUUUUGGCUAAAUCAAUGACAGAAGAUACAAAAGAAUUACGAGAUUUAAUUAAAAGAUGGCAGAAAGGAUGUCAAGAUGCAUUAUUAGAGUUAAUGAAUUUAAUAAAAAUGAAAUGUCCUGACAAAAGUAAUAUGGAUUACACAGAGAUACUCAAAGCUUUGAAGAUACCAGUGAAUUUAGUAGGUUAUGAUGCAGAGAAUGACUGCUUUGUGACACCUGAUGAUGAAAGUAUUAUAAUGGCUUCCAUUAAUAAUUACUAAAGAAUAAUUGUCUUUCAUAUUAAAGUAUGACUUCUUAUUACUAUGGUGGUGAUAGUGGUAAUAUGUGAUCACUACCGUUGCUGAUUAGAGUUUUUCAACUAAUAUCAUACUGCCAUUGACCUUCUAAUUUCUUUAAAACUGAAGUCCAGCACUGAGCUGCAGCCAAUCUAAAUGACCAGUAUGGGAUUUUACUUUUUUUAUAGAACCACAUUUAAAUGAAUUGAAGUAAUUCUAGAUUUCUAGUAUAAUUCUCAAAUAAAUUUUGCUUUUUAAUUUUGUUCUGAGCUUUGUUAAAUCUUAGAAGCAAUACCAAUUGAUUACUGGGCAAUAAUAAAGAAAAAAACAAGUAUUUA
Molecule: messenger RNA, 2023 nt
Organism: Bombyx mori (domestic silkworm)
Lineage: Eukaryota; Metazoa; Arthropoda; Insecta; Lepidoptera; Bombycidae
Product: myb-like protein X
Exons: 2
Coding region: 672-1670 (332 amino acids)
Source: RefSeq, a predicted model, not a curated record